Molecule: messenger RNA, 8744 nt
Organism: Misgurnus anguillicaudatus (oriental weatherfish)
Lineage: Eukaryota; Metazoa; Chordata; Actinopteri; Cypriniformes; Cobitidae
Product: interferon-induced very large GTPase 1
Molecular function (GO): GTP binding
Source: RefSeq, a predicted model, not a curated record
GCAAGCCCAACACGCAAAUUAAGGCUUCAAACAGCAUGCAGUACAACCAAAUAGUAAAGACACCACGCAAAUGACAACUGAGUUUAUUUUUUCUUGCAUAACAUUUUAACACAAAAUUAUCUCAAUAUGCCGUGAUUAUAGUAGUUAGAGUGCGAAUCGGGCCGCAUUUUUCUGUCCGAGCCCGGCCCGCGCCCGAAAGGGCAGUAACCGAUCCCGACCGUAACCCGACAGGCAUUAAGAUAUGUCCAAGCCCGACCCAGAAACAGUUAAAAAUCGCAUCGUCACAGCAACAUAAACACAUUUCCGCACACAUGAAGAUGGAUGGUGAUAGUUCAUCUUAAAAUGAAACUUUUAUGUUUAUCAGCUUACCCCCAGGCCAUCCAAGAGGUUGGUGACUUUGUUUCUUCAGUAGAACACAAAUGUAGAUUUUUAACUCUAAUUGUUUCAGUCUGUCAGUUGUAUAAUGGAAGUGGAUGUAAACAAAAAUCCGAUAGAGAAAAAAACAUGCACAGACAAAUCCAAAUUAAACCCUGCGGCUCGUGACGACACAUCGAUGUCCUAAGACACGAAACGAUCGGUUUGUGCGAGAAACCGAACAUUAUUUAUAUCAUUUUUACCUCUAAUACAACACUAUCCACAGAGAAACGGGAGCCCCGUAUAGUGUAUAUACGCCCUCAUGCUAUGCACCCGAUACAGUAGGUGGCAGUAUGGACCUAUGAAGUUGUUUCGCAACCCACUACUAAACAUUAGAUGAAUAAGAAGGUGAUGUGAACGUGCAUGUUUCAUUUUAAGAUGAACUAUCUUUGGCUACCUACAUAUUAUAAUAAGCUGUUUUAAAUUUCAAAUGUUCAAUGCCUUAUUGCGCCGAACCCGAACAUAAUUUCUAAAUAUCUAUCCGAAUGCGGCCCGGCCCGUCGGGUACCGUCGGGUCCCGUCAGACUCGAGUCGGGUAUCCAUCCUCUAAUAGUAGUACACAAUCAUUUACACAUUAAAUAAAUAUGCCGGUCAUUAAUCAUUGACAUCUUAAUACUCGAAGGAAAGUUAAUACCAUUUUAUUAGUUAAUACCGGUUUUUUUUUAUUUGUGAGAACACAAAACUUUGCAGAAAUACCAUAUAUUCAAUUCUAUUUUAUUGCUUUAUAUUCUAUAUAUAAAUAAGUCCCCCAUUUUCUAUGGUUUCUUCUCUUGUAAAGCUGCUUUUUAACACCGCAGUGUUGUAAAAAAGUGCCACAUCAUCCACUUCUAGUCGGCAUUGGUGUUGUUUGUUUGACUUACAACCGCUUACAACAAAGCAGUGACAUCUAGCCUUCGUUUCAGCCACUGUUGAACUGUGCCGGAAGUGGCCGUGCACAAAGUUGACAAGUCCCACCCACGAAAACCGAAGCGUGAUAAUCCCCUAUUGUCAGAAAGUCUUUUAUUUCCUGUAGUUUUAUUUUGAAAUCGCAUUAAUAUUAUUUCCUUUCCGAGCGCGUACAUCUUAAUUCACGACUCUGCAUUCUGUGGGAUGGUGGCUCUUGUGUGCGUAAUCUAAGUGAAAGCAAUGAACAGAAAAGGGAGAAGCUCAAAAACUGCAAACAUGAAUGUAGAAUCUGAACUGUCUGGCUCUGUUGAUUCAUCCCACACGGAUCAGAAGGUUUCCAAUAAGACCUUUGCUCUCUUUGGAAACUCUACAUCAGUUCAGUUUGGUAGUGAUAAUAUUUUACUGGGAGAAGAACCACCUCUUAAAGAUGUAGAACUGAUCAAACCUUUAAAGAUUAAGAUAUCGGACAAUCACAUCUCAGUCAUCAACAUGAUUGACUUCACCAAACUUCCCAUGGGCUCUGUGGAUUAUCUCAUUGGUCAACUAAUGCAUGAAAAUGAAAUCUCUGUCUUCAUCUAUGUUGUACGACUGGGCCAGUUAACAGAUGCUGAUAAGAUGGGUCUUGAAUGGCUACAGAAAGUAUUUGGUGACAGAGUUUUUCAGUUUGUGAUUAUUCUUUUCACCUAUGAGAGAGAGGAAGUGUCUGACACUAUAAUAGAUGACCUGAAGGGGAACCAACUGGUGAAGAAAUGUGGAGGAAGAUAUCACACCUGCAACAAAACCAUGAACAACCAAUCAGAGAUGAGAGAACUCGUAAGCAAGACUGAAAGUCUGUUUAAUGGGAAUAAAGAGCAAUGCUACACUGAAGAGAUGUUUAACACACUUGGCCAAAGUAGGGAAAACCUGAGAAAGGUCUUUAACAGGCUUCAUAUGUAUGACAGUAAACUGAGAAGUGCAGAUGUUCUUCAGGUAACUGAACAUGUAUUGGAGUCUGAUGAGUCUUGUGCCGAAGAAGAACUGGUCAAGAAUUAUCUACAGAAACUAAUGAUGAUGAACUACAGAGCAAGAUACAUUAAAAGACAAGAAAACAAAAAACAACAUCACACACAACCAGCAAACAAUGACUCACUUGAAGAUGAGGGGGAUUUUUUUGAUAUGUUCAAAGAAAUGAAUUUGUCUAAUAAAGGAACAAGUAAAUCAGACCCUGUUCACCCGAUGGAUGUUCAGAUGGCUGUGUUUCAUUGUGCUGAUAGUUUCCUCAAGCAGUUGAUGGUCACUAAACUCUCGCAGUGUCAGUUUGCUCUUCCUCUGCUUGUUCCUGAUCCAUUCUCACAAAAGAUUCUGUGUCCUCUCUGGACAUUCAGACAAAUCAACAAGAGUUGGAAGAUGAGAAAUCCCGACAAUGAAAUCAUCAGCAAAGUCCAGCCAGUGUGCAAAGCAAAAACUCCAAUGGUGUCAUUCUUCAGGUUUGGUUCUGUGUCUUCAUCCAAGUCUCAGCUGAUGAAUAGUCUGAUCAAUGAGAAACACAACACGUUCUUCAACAGGAACUGUCAAUGCAGCAGCAAAGCCAGACUGCUGAUGGAUGGAGUGGUGGAGAUUGCCUGGUUCUGCCCCUCUGGAAAAAAUACAGAUACAUUUAAUGACUGUGUUGCAUUCUGUAAUCUUCAUGGUGAUGCAGGAGUCAACGGUAACCAACUGGAGAUCAUCACUAAAAUGUCUUCAGUCAAUGUUGUUCUUCUACAACAGCUUGACAAGAAUGACAGAAGCGCGACCACAAUUCAGAAGCUGUACAGGGAUGACGAGCCAGUUAUUUUCCUUUUUACUGAGGAUGACUCUGCUGUUAGUCAGAUGAGGAAAGGAAAAUACAAGAUUGGUUUGAAAGACAGAAAUCAGUCAGAUGUAUCUGAGGAACUCAAAAGAGCUAUAAAUGAUUGUCUCCCAUAUGCAGCAUCCGCUAUGUUCAGACUUGAAGAUUUGUCAAAACACUCAAAUAUCAGAGUAGAUGAGGAAGAUGAUGAAGAUUGUAAAAGAGGAAAAGAAGCAGCGCAGGAGAUGAUGAAAAUACUUAAGAAAAAACCUCUGACAGAAAUCAAAAAAUCAUUUCUGCCCCAUCAGGGGAAACUGUGGCAUCAGUGGUGUCAGAAGAACAAAGAACUUCAUCGACCUGAAGGGAAGGAGACAGAACUAGUAAUAAGUAGAAAACGAACAGAAAUGAAGAAAACUCGAGAAGAGCAGCAUGGAAUUCCUAUAAGUGAUUUUAUAGGGCUCUUUAUGAAACAAAUAAACUUAUGUGAUGCUAAUUUGAAUGUGUAUUUUCUGAAAUGGCUUAGUAUCCACUUGGAUGAAUAUACCUCAGUUGAUCUUUCUGCCCUACAUCACAAGUAUGAUGAAAAGUGGUCAGCAGUCUUGGAACUGAAAGCAAAAGAUGAAUCUGAGAAGCUCAAAGAUGCACAAACAGAACUUGAUAGAAUAUCUAAGGAACUUCAAUCUGCAACAUUUGGAUUGGAGCACAUCAUGAGAGAGAUCGGUCAGAUAUAUGAAUCAUGGGCAUCUGUAAAGGAGAACAAGGAAGGUAUUCAGCCUUCUCUCCCAGGUCUUGCAGCAGAGAUGAUGAUCUCUGGAUUUCCACUGGAGCUCAUGGAUGGAGAUGCCGCUCAUGUUCCUGUCACGUGGAUUACUGCGGUUCUAGAUGAACUCAUUCAGAAACUGGGAGACCGGAGAGUUUUUGUGAUGUCAGUUUUAGGAAUUCAAAGCUCUGGGAAAUCCACCCUGCUGAAUGCCAUGUUUGGGCUUCAGUUUGCAGUCAGUGCUGGCCGGUGUACCAGAGGAGCUUUCAUGCAGCUGGUCAGAGUGUCAGAAGAAAUGAAAAAACACUUUGAUUAUAUUCUGGUUGUUGAUACUGAGGGUCUACGCGAUGCAGAACUGGCUGAAAGAUCCACAAGACAUCAUGACAAUGAAUUGGCCACAUUUGUUGUGGGUCUUGGUAAUCUGACAUUGAUCAACAUCUUUGGAGAGAACUCAUCUGAGAUACAGGAUAUUCUUCAGAUUGUCGUUCAAGCCUUUCUGAGGAUGAAGAUGGUCAAACUGAAUCCCAGAUGCAUGUUUGUACAUCAGAACGUUUCAGACGUUACAGCUGGAGAGAAAAACAUGGAGGGAAGGAGAAGACUGCUGCAGAAACUGGAUGAGAUGACAAAACUGGCAGCCAAAGAGGAAGUUAACGAUGCAGAGUGUUUCAGGGAUGUCAUUAAUUUCGAUGUACGUAAUGAUGUGAAGUAUUUUGCACAUCUAUGGGAGGGCAACCCACCCAUGUCACCUCCAAACCCAACCUACUGUGAAAACAUUCAAGAACUAAAGGAAGCCAUUAUCUCACAAGCCUUAAAAUCAAAUGGAAUGAGUCUGAUACAUCUACGUGAGCGAAUUCAUGAUCUCUGGGAGGCUUUACUGAAUGAACGAUUUGUCUUCAGCUUCAAAAAUUCUCUGGAGAUUUCAACUUACAGGAGACUGGAGGCCGAAUACAGCAAGUGGACCUGGAUUCUUCGCAGUGCCAUGAUGAAAAUUGAAAACAAGCUACAAAACCAAAUAGAAAAUGAAGCAACACAUGAGCCUGAGCAAAGAGAUCUUCAAAGGGAAUUGAACGUGACAGGUGAGGAAGUGAAGAAGUCAAUGUCAGAAUUCUUUGGGAAAGACACAGAUAGAGAUAUAAUGAUUCAGUGGAAAGAGUCGUUUGACAUAAAAAUCAAAGAGCUUCAGGAGAGCAUUUUGAGAGAAACAAUGAGGAAAUUAAAUCAGAUUUUUCAUCAACGAGACUUGAAGAAAAAGAUAGAUGCUCAGAAAACACAUCACGAAAACACUCUGUUAGAAAAGAGCAAAGAACUUGCAAUAAAGCUCAGAGAUAGAACGAGUGAUGAAGAAACUCUGAAGCCAGAGUUUGAUUUGUUUUGGGAAGAAUGUGUGAAGAAGAUUAGCAGAGAUUCUCUACCAAUCAGAGACAUUGACAUACUGAAAGAUGUGAAAGAGAUCCUUAGUCAGAUAUAUGAAAGUGUCACUGUGAAGGCCUGCAUGGAGAGCAACAACGUUUUCUUCGUUCCAACUUAUUCUUGUUAUGUCAAGCUGAAAAAAUCCAGUGGAAUGACAGUUAAAAAUGUAUGCACAGCAGCUAAAGAGAAGUUUGGGUCAAUUCUAUCUAAGGAGGAUGAAGCCCAAAUAGGAGACUUAUUCACAGAUGUCAUUCAGCAAACAGACAAGAUGAUUAAGUCACUUAACAUCUCAAAGAUGGGCUACACCAUCAGCUGCAUCCAACACCUCAUAGAUUACGUCAAGACGAGAAUAACAGAAUAUGAGAAAGGCCCAGUGAAAUAUGUGUUCAAGAAUGAAUUCUUCAUAGAUCUGGUAUUGUCUAUAUUUAAGAGAGCAAACAAGUUAUUCACUGACCAACACAGAAUGUUCAUAGAAGCCAAUGAUCCUGUUCUCUAUUUGAUGAAGAAGAGGGGAGAAUACUAUAGUAUUUUCCAGAAAUACUGUCAAGGUGCGACAUCAACAGCUAUUUUUGCUGAGAUCAUCUGUCAGAAACUGAAAGAACCCAUUGAACGGAGUGUUUACAAACACACCGCCAGAGAUUUAGCAGAUGAAAUGAGAAUAAACUGUCCGUCGCUGAACGAAAACAGAUCAAAUAUGGAGAAACACAUCAUGAAGAGACUAGCAGAAGAGGAGAACUUUUCUGCAUUCAUUGACUACAUUUACAAUCCCAGAGAUCAUUUCAAGGAUUUCAUCAGAGAUGAAGUUUCUCAGUACAUCAGAGAUGAGUUCGGUAUCAGUGUUCAACCAAAAUUGGAUGAAAACCUAAAAGUCCUGCAGCAGACGAUCAUGGCAGCUGCACAUGAAUCUACUGAACUUGUUCAAGUGAACAGAGGAGAUGUUGAUUUGUGGUUGAAGUCUUUCGCGGAGAAGCUCUCAGAUGUCUUGAAAUUCUCUGUGAAUGACUUGAGCGGAGUGAAACGUGAUGUUGUUGAUGAUUUUAAACUCCUUGAAGACGUGAUAAGAACAGAACUUCCAUCUGUAAUGUCUUUAAUCAGCAAAGAGUUCAGCGCAGAAACAUUUGAUAUAAAACUGGAUGUUAACAGCAGACCAGAUGAGAUUCUGAUUGAUCAUUUAUGUCAGUGCUGCUGGGUUCAGUGUCCGUUCUGUAAAGCCAUCUGUACCAACGCAAUAGAUAAACAUGAUAAUGAUCACAGCGUUCCUUUUCAUCGAGUGAAUGGAAUUAAUGGAUUCUAUAAUGAAAAAACAACCAAUCUUUGUACAGAUUUUUGCUCAACUCUAGUGUUGAAUUCUGAACGGUUUAAGGCAUCAAAUAAGUGGAUUGCAUUUAAUGACUACAGAAGAGCAGGAGGAGUUUAUGCAAAGUGGAGUAUCAAUCCUGACCUCUCUGAGCUGCCCUACUGGAAGUGGUUUGUGUGCAAAUUUCAGGAAGAUCUGGAAAUGUACCAUGGGAAAACAUUUCAGGGCGAUGGUGAGAUUCCAUUUGAAUGGAGACAAUAUACGAAACAAGAUGCUAUUGAGAGUUUAGAUGAAUACCACAGCCCAAAACAGAUUAUAAUAAGAGCAAAUAACAAAGUUUACGUGAUCAGAGAAUAGAACAUACAGCCAGAUGUUUAAUUCAUUCAUUGUUUAUUUAUAAAGCACAUUUAAAACCAACCCAGGAUUGACCAAAGUUCUAUAUGAUGAUCUAUGAGACCAAAAAGACUGACAAUCAAUAUAAAAAAAACAUACAGCAUAAAAACCCUUGGAACAUCAAAGGAGUAGUUCACCAAAUAAUACAUUUUCUGUCUUUACUUAUUUACCCUUUUGUGGUUCCAUACUCUGGAUGAAGAAUUAUCAUCUCCAGCUGAACUUCGCAAAGACAAAACUGCUUGCCAUAUCAUCUGGCCCUAAGAUUCACCACAAUCUUUUAAUUUAACUUGGUUCUUUGACCAUUAUGCCUUUCAGGACAGCCAGAAACCUUCAGAGACAUACAAAAUGUGCAGAGCAGUCGGCCUCCAGGACCAGGAUUGAGAACCACUGCUCUACAACAUUAGUAAAAUUAGACCUUUUCUAUCUGAGCAUGCUACACAAGUUCUAGUCUCAGGCUCUUGUCCUGUCCCGACUGGACUACUGCAAUGUGCUACUGGCUGGCCUCCCAGCCAGCACAGUCAAACCCACUCUGAAGUGGUUCUAACCUUAAUAGAAAAGCUAACCAAGUCAAAGUAAAGUGAGCUGGCACGACCCGACCUGUGGGGUCUAUGCAGUGGAAAGACCGCUGCCCCAGAAAGCCUCCUGCAGAUGAUCCACUGCAAUUGCACAACUGUCUGCCGAACACAACAGUGCAGUUGGAGGGCAUAUGGACUACUUGUGGACCAUGUCAAGUUGGGAAUUGUGAGAAUCACUAUAAUCAACCUCUAUGGGAGAAAGAGUGUGAUGACUAAUGGUAAAUCUAGUGAAGGUCACAGUGCAAAAAAGUAUACAAAAUAAAUAAGAGAAAACAACUUAAGAAAAUAGAAAAGAUAUUUAUAAAUAAGAAAAGUAUUAAAAAAGCCCCAAAAACACAUUAUAAAACUUAAUAAAUAAAUAAAUAAAAGGGGUUAACGUUACUGAGCCUUCACAUGGCAGCCCUCUUCUGACUAAUUUUACAGUACCACACAGUUCUAAUGAAUUUAUUUUUUAUUGGAAUCAAAAGAAUGGUUAUAACCUACAGAAACCACCAACAGUAGGGAAACAAUAUGGGAAAGGAGAAAUAUGCAAUUACUUGUACUUGUUUUUUUAUAACCAAUUUAUUUUAUAUAUAAUUGUACUUGAAAUCACUCAUCUAUUAUUCAAAUAUGCUUAUUAGAAUAUUACAUGGUCAAAACAUUUAUCCGGCACCAGUAUUCAUGGUUUAGGGGGAAUACAAUGGAGUAAUGGUCAUUUUAAGGACCUGACGGCAGCCAUUUUGAAAAUGGGGCCUUUCUUGUAGUCAAACUUUGGUAAACUUUUAGUAUGUUUUUAAGUACUUCUGAUACUACUGUAGUACAACCAAGAAACCUUUUGUUAGGUUUUUUUUUCUCAAACCAUAUUUGCAGCUUACUACUUAUGCUUUAUUUUUUUCUCUACUUCAACCAUAACCACCUUCUAAUGCUAAACUGUAUGUGUGCAUGUUUGUAUGUUUAGAGUAGUAUGUGUUUAGUUCAUCAAUAAAGUCUGAUUUGUAUUAAACAUGAUGUUGUUUGUAGUAAAUGCUCAUAAUCUGGAGUCACUAAUCAUUAAAGUGAUCGCUACGUGCUCUUAAAGCUGUUGGAUACAUUUUAGGAUGUGGCUUUAGGAUCACAAGUGUGUUUUUUAUAAAAUCUGACCUUGUUCAAAAAAUAGCAAUGCAUCAAAAUCAAUGUUGCUACCAAUCUUUGACUCAUUCCAGGGUCUAAUAAUAUUAAUCACAU